This is a messenger RNA of Symbiodinium necroappetens, 1704 nucleotides long. Lineage: Eukaryota; Dinophyceae; Suessiales; Symbiodiniaceae. The record is from the annotation of a GenBank genome assembly.
AUGCGAUAUGCCAGGUUAAAGCAGGUAGCACUUCGCGUAUCCUUGCUGGGUUGUGGCGGCACGGCUCUCGUGUGCAAAGACGAUGACAGGCGACGCUUGGCCGUGGAGACGUUGUUAUCGUUACGCAGAGCCCUGCAUGCUGCAGCAUGCGUGGGAAACAUGGCCGUUCGUUACAAGACCUUGUCAUGGUGGCACAGUGCGCAGCCUUCGGAUACUUACAGGGAGCUCUUGAGCAAAACCCACGAGGACUGUGCCAAGCUUGCCCUGCAGAUGUGCCGGGGCAACGGUGGGCUGUUUGUGAAAAUCGGCCAGCACGCUGCUACGCUGGCGCCGGCCGUGCCAUCCGAAUAUGUACAGCAUCUAGCACAAUUGCAAGACCGCGCCCCCGCCGGAGACUGGGAGGAGGUGAAGAUGGUCAUUUGCUCCGAGCUCCACUUGCAGCCGACGGAUUUGCAUGACGUAUUCGUCGAGUUUGAUGUGGAGCCAGUGGGAAGUGCCUCCUUGGCACAGGUCCACCGUGGGAAGCUACAUGAUGGGCUCGAGGUUGCCGUGAAGGUGCAGCAUCGCCAUAUCGAUUCUGUUGUGGCCAGUGACAUCUUCAUUGUUCGUUGUUUGGAGCGGAUUAUGAGUUAUGUUUUCAAGCAGGAGAACUUCUCCAUGGCGUGGGCCAUCGACGAGUUCGAGAAAAAUGUCUCACAUGAGCUUGACUUUCGCGAGGAAGCGAAGCACGCAGAUCGCAGCCGAGAGCUUUUCGAGAGCAACCCGGACCUGGCAUCCUCCAUCUGGAUACCGAAAGUGCAUCGCAGGUUGUCAACACGAAGGUUGUUGGUGAUGGAUUUUUCGCAUGGUGUUCCUAUCAGUCAUGUAGUCAAGUCUGCACAGAAGAGGUCGAGGAGGCUGGCGAUGUCCCCAGGUGAAGAGCAAGAGGCACAAGUGGCUUCUGCUGCAGCCCGAUUGCUUGUCCAAGCCUUCGGCACAAUGGUCUUUUCGUUUGGAUAUGUGCACUGCGACCCUCAUCCAGGCAACCUGCUCGUGGAGAUGGGGAAAGAAUGUAAGGAAGCUCGCCUAGUGAUCUUAGACCACGGUCUGUAUCGGGAGCUUUCGGAGCAGCGUCGCUGCGCCAACUGUGGGCUGUGGCAAGCCAUGGCAUUGCAAGACGCUGAGGGCUUGAAGAAGCACUGCAACAGCUUGGGGAUCGAUAGCAACACAGCUGAGCUGCUUCCUCUCUAUUUCACCAACCGCUCCCUCGAGACGCAAGCUGGCUUGGGACAGAAGAUUACAAUCGCACAGAAGAAGGAGUUGAAACUGAAACUGCAAAGCCUUGGAAUCCUCCCGGAGAGAGCAAGCGCAGCGUCUUUCGCCAUAUCUGGUUUAGGUCUGCUUGCCGAUCGCAUUCCCGGGGACAUGCUCAUGGUGAUGCGUACGAUGCACCUUGUGGCAUCGUUGCAUCGCGACCUUGGGGGAACGCCGGCGGAGCGAUUUGCUAGCUAUGCUGUAGCAGCUGCUCGAGGCGGUACAAGCACGUUCAUGUCCUCGAGACGACUCGCGCAGGCACUUGCGUGUUUAAAGGUAUGGGCUUUCAAAGCCAGGCUUUGGAUGAGAGAGCUGUGCCUAUGCAUGCAGUGGCCAUGGUCGGGACAGGCCACAGAGGAGUUCUCAAUCGCCAGGAGUCUCGCAGAAAUUGCGAACCACGAUGAUGAAUGA